Solenopsis invicta (red fire ant) is the source of this 2312-nucleotide messenger RNA. RefSeq names its product N(6)-adenine-specific methyltransferase METTL4 (gene Mettl4). Gene Ontology annotation, molecular function: nucleic acid binding; methyltransferase activity. The transcript has 8 exons. NCBI's taxonomy places the organism in Eukaryota, Metazoa, Arthropoda, Insecta, Hymenoptera, Formicidae. The coding region runs from base 1 to 1170 and encodes 389 amino acids. The record is from RefSeq and is a predicted model, not a curated record. Gene Ontology annotation, cellular component: RNA N6-methyladenosine methyltransferase complex; nucleus.
AUGAGUCUUCUUCAUGUCAGCGAGGAAGGCUGGAUUGUGUCUCACUUGCAGUAUCUCGACGAGAUAUACAGGAAGGUCCGAUACGAAAAUGGAUUUUGCGCUUUAGGCUUUAACAAAAUGAUAUUUGAAAUUAAUUCUCAGUACCUGAGGCAAAAUCAGAUAGCUCAGACCAUCCAGGAAUCCCAGGACAAUACUAUAACGCAUAAAAAGAAAAGGAAGCGCUUGCAGCUAUUGCCGCAAAAAGACUUGGAGAAGGUUAAUCAUGUUAAACAAGCGUUUGGUGCAAUGAUGACUGUUGCGAGAAGCAAAGGGCUCUUUUCGCGGAAUAAUUUCUUUGAUAACAAUGAGGUAGCACGUUUGGCAUCUAUGAGAUUUUAUCAGGAUACAUAUUCUCUUAAAGAUGAGAAUCUGUAUGGAUCCAAUGACACUGAUGAUGCUAUUGUAUCUGAGGCUCACAAUAAGAAAUAUGUAUUUCCAAGAAAGUGCACAUUUUAUUCCUAUGAUGUAAGGGAUAUAGAAAAGAAGAUUGAGCUGAGCAACCAGUACGACUUUAUAUUGCUGGAUCCACCUUGGUGGAAUAAAUCGAUUAGAAGAAAAAAGAUGAAAUGUGCAGAGGCCAGUUACAAAAUGAUGUACAAUGAGGAAUUAGUCAAGAUACCAAUAAAAAAACUAUUACAUUCAAAUGGUAUUGUAGCUGUCUGGUGUACUAAUUCGUCAAAUCACUUAAAUAGUAUCAUCAAUGAAAUAUUUCCAUCUUGGGGUAUUAUUUAUAGAGCUAAAUGGUAUUGGCUAAAGGUGACACAGGCAGGUGAUACAAUAUGUAAUUUUAACUCAGCACCUGGAAAGCAACCUUAUGAAUUGCUGGUACUAGGGACUGCAUUAGAAAAGGGCAAAAUCGACAUCCCUGGUGGCAAGCUGAUGAUCAGCGUACCCAGUGCGGUACAUUCUCAUAAACCACCUCUUACAGAAAUCAUAAAGGACUAUCUCCCGGAUGAACCAAAAUGUCUAGAGAUUUUUGCAAGAUACUUAUUGCCUGGAUGGACAAGUUGGGGUCUAGAAAUUUUAAAGUUUCAACAUUUAUCGCUCUAUGAAAUUCUGGAUGAAUGUAAGAAAGACGAAGGUGAUAUCAGUAAUGUAAGCAGCGAGAAUGAAACAAGGAACAACCGUUAAAUGUGUUCAGUAGUUCCGUUCUUUAAUGAAGUUCGGUAACCGUGUGGAUUCAUCUUCUGCCACCUCCAGAAGUCUAUACCUGUGUUUGACGACGUUUCAUCGUUAGAUCGGUGAUCAUUUGAGAUCUGUGUUCAAGUCGAGGACAACAUUUACUUACACAUUUGCUCAACGUUGUACUUUGCUGUCCAAUUCAAUUCUUUCUUCGCCAAAUCCGUAUUAGCGUACAUGGAUACGAUGUCGCCCUCUCUUCUCUCCUUUAUAACGUACGGCACGGUGGUGCCGGUGACUUUUUCAAACGUUUUUAUCAAUUCUAACACAGUCACGCCAUUGCCAGUGCCUAAAUUAUAAAUCUUAAGUCUGAGGUGCUGUUUGUGCAAAGCAUUUAACGCCGCCACAUGACCAGCUGCCAAAUCCAUAACGUGAAUGUAAUCGCGAACUCCUGAAAAAAUAUCAAGAUAAUCACCACCGAAUAUAAUCAACUCCGACUUUAGCCUCGAUGCAACUUGAGCGAUAUACGGCAUCAGAUUUGUGAACGGCUUCGUCGGAUCCUCUCCGAUCAAUCCCGAUCGGUGAGCACCAACCGGAUUGAAGUAUCUUAGAGAUAUAAUGUUCCAACUCUGUGUUAAACGAAACAGAUCUUCAAUUAAAAAAGAAAGGCUCGGGAUAUAUCCUUAAGCAUCUCUUCAAUAAAAUACUUAGUGCGGCCGUAGACGUUAGUAAUGUUGCCGGUUUCGUGUUCUUCCGUGAUGGGCAAUUUUGUAGGUUCGCCGUAAACCGUGCAUGAGCUACUGAAUACAAGUUGAAAACAGCCGGCUGCUUUCAUCACCUGCAAAUAAGAGAACGACGCGUCGAAUUGUAGAAAUGAUCGAAGAAGAGAGCGCACGCGUGCAAUAUAAUCUUCUUACCUCGAGCAGAUUAAUAGCUCCUAUUAUGUUGUUUCGAUAGUAAUGAAGCGGAACUUGCAUCGAUUCGCCGACGGCUUUGAUAGCCGCAAAAUGUAUCACGCAAUCUAUUUUGUGCUGAAAAUGACAAAUUAUUCUUUUCAUAGGUUUGAAAAAAAAAUUGUUCUUUCCAACUCUUUCAACUUUGUACCAUAUAAUAUACAAUGGAAUAAUCAUGAUAAAUAGAAUGUAUAAUAUGGA